Talaromyces stipitatus ATCC 10500 is the source of this 1808-nucleotide messenger RNA. RefSeq names its product cell cycle control protein (Cwf2), putative. Lineage: Eukaryota; Fungi; Ascomycota; Eurotiomycetes; Eurotiales; Trichocomaceae. The transcript has 5 exons. The coding region runs from base 38 to 1300 and encodes 420 amino acids. Gene Ontology annotation, cellular component: Prp19 complex; U2-type catalytic step 1 spliceosome; U2-type catalytic step 2 spliceosome. Gene Ontology annotation, molecular function: U6 snRNA binding; metal ion binding; pre-mRNA binding. The record is from RefSeq and is a predicted model, not a curated record.
GUUUUCAGUGUACACAUCACCGCGCAAGAACUUCAAUAUGGCCGAAACAGCGGUAUCGGAACCUUUGGAGACAACAAAUAUUGCACCAGAAAACACCGAACUCUCGACUGAACAAUCAGAAACACCAUCAAAUCCACAAACUGCCCUCGCGCAGACCUCAUCUACAGAUCAAGAAAAUGCCCUUGUUCCCACGGGCGACGGCGAAGUCUCCCAAAAGAAGAAAAAGAUAAUAAGGCGAAAGAAGCGGCCAGCUAGACCGCAGGUUGAUCCAGCUAUGAUCAAAUCUGAACCGCCGCCACAGACUGGAACGAUAUUUAACAUUUGGUAUAAUAAAUGGUCUGGCGGUGAUCGCGAAGAUAAAUACUUGUCCAAAACUGCUGCGGCUGGACGAUGCAAUGUCGCGAAAGAUAGUGGCUAUACUCUCGCCGACAAGGUAGCGGGUUCAUAUUUUUGUCUUUUCUUCGCUAGGGGUAUUUGCCCCAAGGGCCAAGAAUGCGAAUAUCUCCAUCGCCUACCCACAAUCCACGACAUCUUCAACCCCAACGUCGACUGUUUCGGUCGCGACAAAUUCAGCGAUUACAGAGAUGAUAUGGGUGGUGUUGGAUCAUUUAUGCGACAAAACCGAACGCUCUACGUUGGCCGUAUUCACGUUAGCGAUGAUAUUGAAGAGAUUGUUGCUCGACACUUUCAAGAAUGGGGUCAGAUAGAACGGAUACGUGUUUUGACUGCGAGAGGUGUUGCUUUCGUAACUUAUUCAAAUGAGGCAAAUGCUCAAUUCGCAAAAGAAGCAAUGGCACAUCAAAGUCUGGAUCAUAAUGAAAUCCUAAACGUUCGCUGGGCAACAGUCGACCCGAACCCGCUAGCUCAGAAACGAGAAGCCCAUCGCCUUGAAGAACAAGCCGCAGAAGCUAUCCGGCGGGCACUCCCAGCCGACUUCGUCGCCGAACUCGAAGGCCGCGAUCCCGAAGCGAGAAAACGGAAGAAAAUCGAAGGCAGCUUUGGUCUGGAUGGGUAUGAACCAUCAGAUGAUAUAUGGUAUGCACGAACGAGGGAAAUCGAAAACGCAGGGGAAACUCCUCUUCAAUUAGAGUCUUCUGGACAACGUCAUCUUAUUGAGAAUGCACCCGAAUCUUCUCUGGACUUGGCAUCUACCAUUGGCGAUCAGCAACAACAAUCUGGUGGCAUAUUGUCUAGCUCGACUUUAGCUGCCCUCAAGGGUUUUGCGCCGGCAGCACAACCUACUGUAGCGAAUUCAGGAGGGCCUUUGGUGGCUUAUGGUAGUGAUGAUGAUAGCGAUUGAUUUAUUAACCUACAUGAAACGUUUUUGUAUAUUAAUAAGUACUUUAUGGGAAACUGAGUGGAGUUAAUUCAAUCAAAGGAGACGAGCGCUAAUCAUGCAAAUCAUCAUCAUCGCUUUUUCGUUUCGUUUCUUUCUUGUUCCUCUCCUUGUCACAACCAUAAAUUUGCGCAUUGCAAAUCUAGAAUACUCAUCCUGUCUAGGUCGAACGACCAAGGUCGUAAUAUAUGCACAUCCCAGUACGGAAAUUGUAUAUAAAAGCAUUAUUUGAUUCAUGCUCCUUACCUCCCCCUGGUACAUACUCAGAAGCAAGAUCUCGAAGAAGCUCAUGGACCUGCCCUAAGUACUUUCGUUCCGUUAGAGGCGCAUUCUGAAUGACAGCCCGCCAGCUAUCAGGAUCGCAUAGACGAGUGUCCCGAAUAGCAUCUAGUAGGUCAUCCCUUGUAUCAACAGCCGCAAUGGGUCCAUUAAGGGCUUUGUCGACAAGUUCGCGAGAACGUAGAAUAGCUGA